UUAGUGACGGGCGGCGCCUAACAUGUUGCCCCUUCUUUCCUCCGCUGCGGGGCUGGUAGCCUGAACUUGAACACUGGCUGGUACACAGCGAGCCACGACCCGUCCGUGCCAUUGAGCUACACAGUAUUCUUAUCAACUUGAUCAAUUAAGUCAGAUUCCGAUCGAGGGCUGUGGAUACACCAGACAAACCUUGCCUGGUGUAAUCAAACAGAAUGUCCAGACGCAAACAAGGCAGCCGACCGCAACACCUGAGUGCAAUUCAAGAUGCCCCUGAGCCCUUGGACGCUGCCACUCCAUUGUUGGAGGAGAGGUGGUCCCUUCCCCGGGUCAGGGGUAUUGAGGAGGGUCGUGACCUGCUGACCUGUGGGCAGUGCAGCCAGGCCUUCCCUCUCGCCCACAUCCUGGCCUUCAUCCAGCACAAACAAGGGGGCUGCCGCUCCCGGAAUCACGCCCCCAACACCCACACCCCUCCCUCCCCAGCCAACCGGACACAGCGACGUGGUGAUGUCACUCAGGUAGAGGCUGGGUUCGUGGAGUUGAGGAGUUUGACAGACAUGUCCAGAGGGGAGGAGCAUAGUGUGAAGGUGAAGAUGGAGGCUAACAGAGCAGAAGAGCCGUCCUGCUUUACCUGCCAACUGUGUGAGUGUGUGUUGCCCUCUGCCUGGGCCCUGCUCCAACACGCCCAGCACACACACUCUUUUAGUAUCUACCAGGAAGACGAGGAGAAGGAUGACGAGGAGAAGAUGGGAAGAGGGCGUCACCAGCACUCCAAACCUGCAGCUACUCUGGAUCCCUGUCAACUGAGCCACACCCUGGCCACUGCCUUCCACCCUUCCAUUCUGCGUCUGCCCCGCAUCUUCAGUUCUCGUCAGAACCGCAGGCCAGCUUCUCGGGCCAGCUCCAUCCCUUCCUCCAGAGAACGACAGGCCCUCAACUUCUGUCUGAGAGAGCUGGUUGAGGGCAGUAGCAACACCACCAUUGUCACCACUGCUGGAGAUCUGGUCACCUCUCCAUCGCCGUCCCCCCCGGCCGCCUCUUCCUUCCCCCAGUCCGGACCCGCCCAGUUGGGGUUUCCCUGUGAGCUGUGUGGCCAGGGUUUCCAGUCCCUCCGCAGCCUGUCAGCCCACCGGAGGACCCACUCAUGUGAGCGGCCCUAUCACUGUGGCUUGUGUGACCAGGCCUUUGCCCAGAGUGGUCAGCUGGCUCGCCACAUGAGGAGUCACCGCGGAGAGACUGGUGGAGGGGGCUACGAGGGGGUGGAGGUGGGGCUGGUAGGGGAGGAUGAGGGGGGUCGGCAGGGGAUGAGAGGGAGAUUUGUAAUGCAGGGGACAGGAGAGAGGGUGUUGAGUGGAGGACCAGGGGAGAGGGAGACCUCUGAGUUGGACCUAUCCCAGUCCAAGCCUCACUCCCCAGGCUCUGGACUUAUCCUGCUCGCUUCCCAGCCUGGAGGUCCAGACAUGAGCCUGUUCAGGCUGUUCCAACCCCAGGGAGAAGUGGUGGAGGGUCAAGAGGAGCCCCAGCAUGCGUCCCCCUACGCCAGCCCUUCAGGGGGGUCACUUGAAAGUGGAGAGACGGGUGGCAGCGGGGAGAGUGGCAUCGCCAGCGGAAAUUGCACCCCCAAACGUCCGGAGAGGGAGGAGAGGGCUCAGGUAGGGGGGGAGUGGGUGAGCGAGAGGGAUGGAGAGAAGGAGUGGCUUGCAGGUGGGAACAUCGAGGUGGUCCAGGAGUGGCAGAGGGAGAGUGAACGGAGAGGAGGAGGAGGAAACAGCGUCAUCAGCAGUAACAGUGGUAACAACGAUGGGGGGUCAGGGAAGAAGAAGAAGGAGGAGGCCUGUGAGUACUGUGGGAAACAGUUCCGGAACAGCAGCAACCUGACGGUGCACCGGCGCAGCCACACGGGAGAACGACCCUACCAGUGUGGCCUGUGCAGCUACGCAUGCGCCCAGAGCUCCAAGCUCACACGCCACAUGAAGACCCACGGCGCCCACGGGGCCCGCGCCCCGUUCCUGUGCCAGCUGUGCGGGGUGCCCUUCACUGUGUACGCCACCCUGGAGAAACACCUGAAGAAGGUGCAUGGGCUGAGCCAUGCCAGAGUCGGGACCUACACCCAGGCCAGCACAGCUGAUGCCAACUGGGCCCUUGUCAAAAUGGAGGACGGGUUGGUCAUCAAGAUGGAGGAUGAAGCCAGCACGGACCAGACAGAAAGCAACAUGGCUGCCAUCGAGGUGGUAGUGGAGGCUGAGGAGAACCAGAAAGGGGAGGUGGAUGGUACUGUCAGCCCAGCCGUAGUGGAGGAUAAUGUGGGUGAGCUUCCUACUGAAGGCAGUGUGGAUGUGGGCUUGGUGUAAACUACGGGUCCAGCAUAGCCGUCAUUUCACACUUUUGUACACUGACUAAGACAUUCAGAAGCACUGGCUUGGACUCUCAAUCAUUCCAACCACUUUGACCAACAUAAAUAUCCAUAUAAAUGUAAUGAACCUUUCCUAGCACUCAACUGGGCAUCAAUUCCAACUGGAAUCUAGGUACCAACCCUGCUCUCCUCUGAAUUCCCUAUCUGUGCAAUGCUGAGGUGCAUCACGUCUCGCCAGAGCUGACAAUUAGCAUAUGCAAAUCCACCUACUUAGACCACAGCACAAAACCCAGACAUGCAAUGGAAAGGUGGAGGGCAAACAGGACUUAAGAACAGGAAUUCAUACCACCACAGUCCACCAGAACACAGGAAGUUGAUCACUAUGCUCCAGCAGAAUAUAGGAAUUGGACACCCGUGGUCAAUUGAUUGGUUCACUCACUCAACAUAAUGAUGAUUACCAAUCUGAACUGUCAAAUGUAAAAAGGGUUUAAUUGUUUUUAUAUUUUUUAUAUCUAGUGGCAAGAGAUUGCGACAAUAGUGAGGCUUUCAUAUCCUGUUCCGUUGCUUUGGUGACAACUGGGAUGGUGGUCGUUUCACUCUGUGGAUGAAUGAAAGACUAGUUGUUUGGACGGAGACGGGGUCAAAGGGGAAACGAAGCCAAACAUAGAUUGCCUGUCGUUUCUCUGUCCUUCUAAAUGUGCUUCUAUGUCACAACACUUGCCACUUAAUGUAAAGUUUGAGGCUCACGAGGCCCAGCAGCAUUGUGUUGUUCCUCUCUGUGUAUGGAUGUUAUUUUUAGAUGUGUAUACGUCUCAUCUGCUGAUUUCCUGAACUCCUAUGCAUAAAAAAAAAACUGCAAUUUAACUUCAUAUGAAACUUGUGAAUUUCUUUCUUUUUGUGCUUGAUAAUUGUUUGGGGGGGGGGGAUCUUUUCUCUUUCCUUUGUUUACUUUUUUUUUACGCUGAAUUGCUUGAAGCUUAAGCAUGCAUGUUUUGCUGGCAUCUGACAUUUUUUUCUGUUUUCUUUUGCCUGUGUGCUUUAAAAUUUGUCCUUAUUUAUGAACACUGCAUGUUAGUGGUGGGCAAAUGAAAAGUCUAUCUACUGCUAAACUACAGGGUGGAGAGCUACAGUGAAUGGCUUGUUGAUAGGUGGGAGAGUUUUGUGGGUAACACCGAAUGAGCACUUGUGUAUGUGUCUAUGUUUACUCUGUGUGUGUGUGUGUGUGUGUGUGUGUACAGGGGAAUUUUUUGGUAACACUUGACUUGAACCUUCGGUCAAAUGCCUAACUAACUACAUCUGAAACAUGACGUAACAAGUCAUAAGCAAGCUGUUUUAUGUGCAUGGAAAGUGAGCCUAUGCCAACAACAAUUAUGCAGCUAACAUUUAGCUACAUUUGCCAUUGUGGCUGAGAACAUGCUUUGAGUGAUGUGUCACCAACUAAUUUUCUGACUACUGUGAUUUACAUGAUCAUUAUUGAUGUCUAUAUAUACUGAUGGCAGGGAACCCUUCUUUUUGGACACUUUGAAAAACCAAUUCUAUGCUUUUGUGUAUGAAAUGUAGUGAUAGGGUAAAAUGUGAAUGAUUGAUGGACAUGAGCGGAGUAUACUUGUUCAGGGACCAAUGUUAUGUACGUAAAAUGGCACUCCUACAUGUAGAUGUCGUUGCCGUUUGUUAUCAUCAAUUGACUGUAUGCUGUAUGCCUCAAACUCAUUUUCCCAGCAUUCCUGGUUUUCUCUGUCUGUGCUGACUGCAAUGAGGCUAACUAUGCCACUGUCUUUUAGUAAACUUGAUACCAUUUUGUCAUUGACCUGGUUAUGAGAAGUCUCAUUAAAGAUUUGAGGCAAAGCGA
Molecule: messenger RNA, 4199 nt
Organism: Oncorhynchus keta (chum salmon)
Lineage: Eukaryota; Metazoa; Chordata; Actinopteri; Salmoniformes; Salmonidae
Product: B-cell lymphoma/leukemia 11A
Exons: 3
Coding region: 213-2348 (711 amino acids)
Biological process (GO): positive regulation of transcription by RNA polymerase II
Cellular component (GO): nucleus
Molecular function (GO): RNA polymerase II cis-regulatory region sequence-specific DNA binding; DNA-binding transcription factor activity
Source: RefSeq, a predicted model, not a curated record